AUGGCGGAGUCACACCUCUGAAGGUAAAACAGUUAGCUAUAUUAUCUCAUUAACAGUGGAUGUUUCACCCCCACAGCACGAUAACGCAUCACUCCAAAGAUAAUACACGUGUCAGCCUCUUGUUACGGCGUGUGAAACAUUAAAGUGUAAUUUUGCGGUGCAAAUCUUCGAGGGAUUAAAAGAAACAAACUUGAUGACCUUUGCAGCCUGAACUUAUAUCCGAAGGUCCUGGGAUUGUAUGCAGUUCAAACACUUAAGCAUGUGGCCUAUGGGUGCCACAGUCCAGCUACUUAAAAGGAUUUUUUCUCCCAUGGCAUUUUAACAAAGUAUCAAAAGUAUCCCAAAAACCUUUGGAUCACAAGGCCUUUAUUUCAAGGAUCAUAAAAAAAAAUGUGUGGGCCUGUAUAGGGAUGUUUUCUUUAAAAGCCUCCUUGGCUAUCUGUGUCUCUUUUUUCCCGAAUAAGUAACCUGACAAGAGAGACUCCCAUGAGCAACUUUACAGGAGGCCCGAUAACGUCGACAUGAGUAGUACUUUAGGCAAAGAAAAAGACCCGAAAGAAAAGGACCCCAAAGGUGGUCCAGCCGGGAAAGAAAGGGAAAAGGAGGCCAAGGCUCUAGCCGGCUUAGUAAAGGAUGGUGGCAAAGAAACGAAGACCAAAGGGAAAGAUGCCAAAGAAGGAAAGAAGGACACCAGCAGCUCAACACCGGGUGUUGCCUUCUCUGUUGACAAUACGAUAAAGCGGCCAAACCCGGCACCAGGUACGCGCAAGAAGUCCAGUAAUGCCGAGGUGAUCAAAGAGCUCAACAAGUGUCGGGAGGAGAACUCAAUGAGACUGGACCUAUCUAAAAGGUCCAUUCACAUGCUGCCCACCUCCAUUAAGGAGUUGACGCAGCUGGCUGAACUUUACUUAUACAGCAACAAGCUGCAGAGCCUGCCGGCGGAGGUGGGUUGCCUAUCAGGCCUGAUCACUUUGGCCCUGAGUGAGAACUCCCUGACCAGCUUGCCUGACUCCCUGGACUCCCUUAAGAAGCUUCGAAUGCUCGACCUCCGGCACAACAAGCUGAGAGAGAUACCGGCUGUUGUCUACCGGCUGACAUCUCUGACCACGCUGUACCUGCGCUUCAACCGCAUUACAACUGUGGAGAAGGACAUCCGAAACCUAUCCAAGCUCACUAUGCUCAGCAUUCGUGAGAACAAAAUUAAACAGCUGCCCGCAGAGAUAGGGGAGCUAUGCAACCUCAUAACUCUGGAUGUUGCCCAUAACCAGUUGGAACACCUACCGAAGGAGAUUGGGAAUUGCACACAGAUAACCAACCUCGACUUGCAGCACAAUGAGCUCUUGGACCUCCCAGAGACUAUAGGCAACCUGGCAAGCAUAAAUCGUUUAGGUCUACGAUACAAUAGAUUGUCAGCCAUCCCCAGAUCAUUAGCCACAUGUCGAGAACUGGAGGAGCUAAAUCUCGAAAACAACAACAUUUCGGUGUUACCAGAGGGCCUACUGUCAAGUUUGGUUAACCUGACCAGUCUAACACUGGCGAGGAACUGCUUCCAGUCGUACCCUGUGGGUGGACCAUCCCAGUUCUCCACCAUCUACUCCCUCAACAUGGAGCACAACCGCAUCAAUAAGAUCCCCUUUGGUAUCUUCUCCAGAGCCAAAGUGUUAAGCAAGCUUAACAUGAAGGACAACCAGUUAACAUCUCUGCCAUUGGACUUUGGCACAUGGACUAGCAUGGUCGAGCUUAACCUGGCCACCAAUCAGCUGACAAAGAUCCCAGAGGAUGUCUGUGGUUUAGUCUCUCUGGAGGUGUUAAUAUUGUCCAAUAAUCUUCUCAAGAAGUUACCGCAUGGUAUUGGGAAUUUGAGAAAGCUACGGGAACUUGACUUAGAGGAAAACAAGUUGGAAUCUCUACCUAAUGAAAUUGCGUAUCUUAAAGAUUUACAGAAAUUGGUGUUGACAAAUAAUCAGCUGACCACGUUACCCAGAGGCAUCGGCCACCUCACCAACCUGACUCAUCUUGGUUUGGGGGAGAACCUGCUGCAACACCUUCCAGAGGAGAUUGGUACACUGGAGAACUUGGAGGAACUGUACCUCAAUGACAACCCCAACCUGCACAGCCUCCCAUUCGAGCUGGCCCUGUGCAGCAAGCUGUCCAUCAUGAGCAUCGAGAACUGUCCCCUCAGCCACCUGCCGCCACAGAUUGUCGCAGGAGGCCCCUCCUUCAUCAUCCAGUUCCUCAAGAUGCAGGGACCAUACCGUGCCAUGGUCUGAGCCAAGAGCAGCUCAAUCCCAGUCCUUACCUCCAAACCCUCCACUUGCUCUGCACCCUCUCGCCUGCCCGCCCCCAUUAUGUGUAUCAUACACUGUAAAGAAAACAGACUGGCCACAAUCAGUGUUGGGGGCAAAUACAAGGAGGAGGAGGAGGAGGAAGGAGGAGGAGGAGGAAGGAGGAGGAGGAGGAGGAGGAGAAGAAGAAGAAGAAGAAAAAAAUGUUUCUUUUGCCAUCCUUGGGCAGAAACGAGGUCAAUCGUCUGAGACUUGAUUUCUGUGUUACUCCAGAGUUCAUCGCGGUCAUUUUAGGACCCCAGCCACCCCCACUCAUUUUUCAUUCCGAAUCAUACAAGAGGAAAAUAUUACCAUCUUUGCCAAAACUGAAGAUAUAUGAAGUUAUAUAUAUUGAGUAACUGUGAGCUAAGUGGCAAGUCUUUUAACCAUAUAAACCAUGCUCCCAUUGCCAAUGUAUUUACAGUAAUUACAAGCAUCUAUUAUGUGAGCAAGGAUACAACUGUAUGCAAAAACAAACAAAAAAAGUCUUUGGAACUUCACAUUUACUGCUGCUGCCGUAAUUUUAACUUUGUCAUCUUGUUAUAUUUUCUUUUGAUAUUCACUUUUUUUUUUUUUUUUUUUUACAUCACCUUCGCUCAAGAUAACUUAUGCUAACUACUUCUUGACCAUAGAGAACAAAGGUCUAAUGAUGGCGUGUUUAUAAUUUUUUUUUAUCAUUUAUGUUUAUUUUUAAAAACUGUGCCUAUGUUUAGACUGAUCCAGUGGUUCAUUUCUAAACAAAAUUUUCCAUGAGAAUACAAAGAUAUAAAUUAUUUCAAUAAUUCUUUUUUAUUACUGCUGUUUUGACUUUAGUUUUUCCUUUUUUUAGUGUUCUUUUUUGCUGUUGCAUUAAUCUGUUAAAGAAAGUGAUAUCAGUUGUAAAAUAGGGUGAUUGGAGAUAUUUUUAACAAAUAGCAGCAGUAGUUGUUAAACAUUAAGCUAGUAAUGUAUACAUAUGAGAAAUGCCAAUCAUACAUGCUUUAAAAAAAAAAAAAAAAAAAAAAAGAAGCAAGUUGGACUUUUCUCCAAAUCGGGUGGUGCCGUGACCCCCGUCUAUAUUGCUUUUGUGUGACAAAAAGGUAUUGGAAAAAAGGUGAUGGGAUAAAUGAUGAGAUUUCUUUUAUAUAUUAUUCAAAUCCUGGUUGUUGCCUUGAGUGCAAUUUUUAGUUAUGUUUACUGGUUUGAUAUUUUCUUCAGUGUUGGGCUGCAUAGCUGUCAUUCAAUUGACAAUUGACCAACAUAUCACGCAUUUAAAAAAAAAAAAAAAAAGACAUUAUCUGGGUCUCUGGAGCAAGUGGAGAGUGUGUUAGAGCUACAAAAAAAGGUUUGAUAAUUAAACAUUGACAGGUAACACUUCCUUUUUCAUUAAUUUCCUUAUUUCUGUAGUUUCUUGUUUUCGACAGGGUCUCCUAAGAAUCUUAAUUACAUGGUGGGAAAAUGUUCCCUUGAUUUAGAAUUGUAAUUUAAUUUUUCUUUUUCUUUUAUAUAUCUUCUUUUGUCCCACACUGUCCCAGCAAUGCUGCUGCUCUUAUGCACUUUUAAAAUAAAAAAAGAAGACAUUGGCAUCCUCUAUAUUACGGAAAAAACACACAGUAGCCUCUCAUUGGUUUUUUGGAUGGGGGCAUUUUGUUUCAUAAAGUAUUUUAUCUGUUAAACGACUGGUUUAUUAUGUAAAUUUGUAUCAAUUAAAUAUAAAUGUUGAGUUAAGCGGGCUCAGAAUAUACUAGUAACUUUCUUUGAGGAAGUUUUAUCCUGUCAAUCUUAAAAAGGAACUUGCUCUCUUGAACUGUAAAAGGGUCUGUGUGGCUUUGAGAUGUUUUAAGAUUCCUAUAUCCUUCUUUCGCCAUUGCAAGCAAAACGGCUUAUUGCAGUUCAGAACGGCAUUGUUUAUUUUAAAUCGAUUUACAUUAAGUGUUUUCUUUUUUCUAAAUGAUGAAAUGUACAUUCAGUUAGUAUUAUUUCAAGUGACAGUACAUUAAAAAUCCCAACAAAAAGGUAAUCAAACAAACACUUUAUUAUUUUUAUUUUUUUUGGAAAUGUGUUGCAUCCCCGCUCUAUAAUCAAUCAUGAUACUGUUAUGUAUUGAAACUAUGGGUCUAUUUUAUUUUUUUUGCAGCAGCUUGGUGUGUUUUUGUGGGCUGUGGUUCGCGCUCCACCACGGGAGGCCUGUGUGAUGAGAGCGCCACAGCUCACCAUCGGGGGUGGGGCCGGGUCAUGGGGAACGAUGUACCGCUGCUUCUAAUUUACCAGCAGAACCUGUUGCUGCUUUUGGACUGAAACAUAUGCUGUACAAGACAGAGGGGGGGGAGCCGUGGAGGGAAGGAGGCGGGAAACGACCCACUCCCAACACUGAUACAGACUUCACUCGAAAACCUGACGAGGGACAGAUCCACUGACCUUUUCGAUCUGGCGUCGGGCCCGGUGGUUUUCUCACAGAUCAAAUCGUUUGGACACAACGAUGAGACAACACAACAAGGUGCAUAUUUGAGCUUAACGCAGUUACAGUACAAGACUGUCGGAAAAAGACAACACAAAAAAUGUAAAAAGGGCUUUCUGUGUUCACGCUCAACAACACACCGGAGGCAUUGCAUUCCUGGGUUUUCUAUAAAAGCUUUGGAAGUUUCUUUUUUUGUGUAUUUACUUUUAGCUGUAAACAAUUGUGUGAAAAAAUGCCUUCAACAAGUACUCAAAAGUGAGAUGUGCAUUAGGUAUGCAGCGAGAGUGCUGUGACCCAUUUUUACAUUCAGUCUCAAUGUUUUUACUUUUUUCAUGUGCCAUUUUGCAAGGUUGAGGAUGCUAGUGUAUGAAGACGCAGAGGAUGAUGGGAGGCCUGACCCAAACUGAACUGGGCUAAUUUACCAGAGAGCAUUUAGAGAGGAACGCAGAGAGGUGUGACUUGUUGGAUCAAAAAUGAUGACGACAUAUUGCAUACUGGUGCAUCCAAAAAUAAUGGGAGUACAAUUGGUGUUUAUUUUUCUAUUGUCUGUGAUUUUAGGCCGUUGAGAGCAUCGCAGAAUCAAAGUCAUUUUGCUCUUUUUGCUUUUUAUUCUGGAUCAUACAACUUGUCUUUUUCUUGCCUGGUUAUUUUGUACAGGAAACAAGCAUGUUGAACACAUAUUUGACAUGAUUUGUCUGGGUCAGAAUCGUGCGUUUUUUGCAUAGGACUUGGAUUUAGUGGCUAUUUGGUGUAUCUGCAAAUGCUCCCUUUUUGUAUAUUGCAAAGGGUAUCAAAGCAUUGUGUGGCAAUGCUUAUCCUACUUAAUCUACAUUGACAAACAGCCUUAAUGGUCUUUUUUAUGUGUUUGUUUGGCUAUUCCUUGUGUCUAUGGCCACUGACUGUACUUGAUGACAAGUAACUGGUCGUUACAAUGUAAAUUUGGGUCUAGUUUCUUUCUGUCUUAUUUUUCCUUUUACUCUGUACAGUAAUCUGACGUUACGGUAGACUCAGUAUUACAAAAUCUGUAAUGUGAUGAGAGUUUUACAAAAAGACAAAGUGCAAUGGAAGAUAAUGCCAUUAUGCUACCAAGUGGAUGUGCAUUAGCUUGCGUCUCACUUGUCUUUGGCAUUAAAGGGGAAUUCCACCAAAACUGACUUGCAUUUUUAUUCUGCAAAGGCAGAGAUUUUUUUUCCACAGAAAUACAAUGGGUUUUUUUUUCUUCUUUUUCAUGUUUUUCUCACUAGUCAUAUCAUGUUUGAGUAAUACGAUUGCAAGAUCAGGGGAAAUAAAAUGAUGGGACUUUUUUUUUUACCACAUCUAUAUCAAGUUGCAGCUGUUUUCAGAAAAGACAAACAUGACUUUAGAUAGUUCAGCUCGAUGUUGUAGGAACACUAUCUAUCUUGAGAGCACAAAUCUAUGUAAAAAUCUGCUUUUGUAAUUAAACCAAGUCACUUUUGGUGGAAAGGCCCUUUUAAUGUGAAGCCACCAGCUCUUUCUCUUACCUAAAUCCCACCUGCACACACCCACAACCCCUAUAGUAUGUCCAUACAUUUACUUUUCUGCCUUAUGUGCACCAAGCAAAACCUUUAUGAUCGUUUGAUUUAAUCAACAAAGACAGAUAAUCACUUUUCUUCUUUUCUUUCUUUAAUGUCAGUGAAGGGAUCUGGGUCCACAGAUUGAACAGAUGUUGAAAGCAAAGUUUUUGGGUCAGUUGUCUUGACUGGGCGAGCAGAUGCAGACAUGACUACCUCUAUGUGAGUCUUCAUUGCUAACCACAGUGACCAAGAUCCAGUCUGAGGUGUUUCUACCUGUGUACAUACAAAGCUGUGUGUUGGCAGCAGGAACUUGGAUUUGGACUAGCAAUUCAACCACGAUUUGUUUUACUAAGCAUCCUUCUGUUGUUUUAUUAAGUAUUAUUUGGCAAAUGAAAAGGAGAAAAAAUGUGUGUGCUUGGUUGUAAAUGACAAACUUAAUCAAUGCCGCCCUAUUGUAAGACAGUUAUCCUGAAACCAACUAGUUGCAGAGUUCUACUUUGCAAUUGAGUGAAAAUGACCAUGUUUGGUGAUGUUCUGUAUGUACAUACAUCUUUUUAACUGUUAUAAACUGAUACAUAUUUACAAAUUUA
Molecule: messenger RNA, 6886 nt
Organism: Sander lucioperca (pikeperch)
Lineage: Eukaryota; Metazoa; Chordata; Actinopteri; Perciformes; Percidae
Gene: shoc2
Product: SHOC2 leucine rich repeat scaffold protein
Exons: 9
Coding region: 522-2270 (582 amino acids)
Molecular function (GO): protein binding
Source: RefSeq, a predicted model, not a curated record